CAGCGCCCCCGGGGUCAGGCCGGGCUCAGAGAGGCUGCGGCCCGAGGCUGCCGCGCCGUUUCCCGGGCGCGGUUCUCUUCUUCGGCCCUUCGUGGAAGCAGCGGCCUUCGCGGGCCCCUGUGCCGCCAGCAGACCGGGCCCCCUUGGCGGUACAUCUCCUGCUCAGCCAUCCUCAGAUGGAAGUCUGCUCCUCAUCUGUUCCUGCCCAAAAGCCUGUUCAAGUCUUGAGGAGCCGUCCUCGAUGCUGCUGGCGGAGCCUGAGUGAGACCCAGUGCCUCCGGGGUCAGGCCUGAAUCAGAGACACUGCAGCCCGGGACAGCCGCAUCAGUUACCUUGCCCUUCUGGAAAUGUGUAGGCGCGGUCCUCUUCUUGGGCAGUCUGGAAGUCUACCCCUCGGGCCUCGGCUCCUGUUCCAGAGGAGCAGAAACGCUCUUUGACUGCACACAAGGACUAGACAGCAGAAGCUUAGAGAAACCCCAGGAAUCCCUUUGUGCUCUGUUCCAGCCUGUCCAAGGUUCUGACACCUCAUGGUACAUCUCCUGCUCAGCCAUCCUCAGAUGGAAGUCUGCUCCUCAUCUGUUCCUGCCCAAAAGCCUGUUCAAGUCUUGAGGAGCCGUCCUCGAUGCUGCUGGCGGAGCCUGAGUGAGACCCAGUGCCUCCGGGGUCAGGCCUGAAUCAGAGACACUGCAGCCCGGGACAGCCGCAUCAGUUACCUUGCCCUUCUGGAAAUGUGUAGGCGCGGGCCUCUUCUUGGGCAGCUUCCGGAAGUCUACCCCUCGGGCCUCGGCUCCUGUUCCAGAGGAGCAGAAACGCUCUUUGGUCCUGUGUCCUGGUUCCCACCAGUGGUCAUCUUUCUUUGAGCUAUCGGAGGAGUCUGAGGUGGACAUCUUGCCACCCGGGGACUGGAACUGACUUUUGAGAGGGACCCUUAGGUAUGAAAGGAGAUUUGCUGGUAGGGUUAAGACCAGAGGGUUUGAGGGGUCCACAAGGUCCCUGGCGAUUAGUCUUUGUUUCUUAUUUCUUUACUUUUGAGAGGGACCCUUAGGUAUGAAAGGAGAUUUGCUGGUAGGGUUAAGACCAGAGGGUUUGAGGGGUCCACAAGGUCCCUGGCGAUUAGUCUUUGUUUCUUAUUUCUUUAUUUCAAAGGAAGAGAGAAAUAUUUCAUCCCUUAGUUUCCUUCCCUAGUGCCCACAACAGCUGGAACUGUAUCUGAAGCCAGGGCCUGGGAACUCAAUCCAAGUCUCCUAUGUGAGUGGCAGGGAUGGAAGUACUUGAGCCUUCACCUGCUGCCUCCCAGGGUGGAUUAGCAGGAAGCUGGAAUCAGGACUUCAGCCAGGACUUGAUCCUGGGCACUCUAACAUGGGCUGUGGGGAUUCCAGCAGUGGCUUAGCCACUAUACCAGAAGCCAUUCCUUGAUUAGUCUUCCGUUCCCUCCUUCACAGGGUGGCUGGCUGCUUGGGAGGGGUUUGCAUCACCACUGCUAACAGGGCCUGCUGCAUAAUUUUGUGAGCGCCUUGUUCCUAAGGCAGGGAUAAAGUGCCACUAAAGGUACUAAGUCAUAAAGCUCUUUCCUUUCUCCCGCAUACCUCCUUGGCUCAGCCUCAUGUUCUUUGGACUCGCUUACAAACCGAGGAUUUUGAGUCACCACCAGCAGAGGUUUACACCCAGUGAAGGCCCUUCUGAGUACCAGCGCUGUGUGAUGGCUCCUUUGUGACCAUGUAGGCUGCGCCCGUGAGGUUGGCCUUGGCUGCUGAGUAUAAUCCAUUGGCUGUGACUGUAUAAGAUUACAUUGUAUUCCAACAUAAGCGGUUGCUAUUUUGUAUGAUAAUUCUGAUAUUUCACCAUUAAAGCAAUGCUGCAGGGAGCAACGUGGAUUAUCCAUACCAGAGCAUUCCUGGAACUGUUUUGAUGACUUGUGUUAGUUCAGAAUCACUAGGUCUUUGCUAGCAUUCUGCAGUAGGCAAUGGCAUUGCAGGCCAGCUCUCUCCCUAGCACAAGGCUGACCGCGUUGAAAUUUACACAGGUGUUGAACAGAUCUCCGCACCUGCAGUGUGGAAAAGACUAGAGCAGUGCCCUCUUGUGCCUGACUGCCCUUCUUUCUGCCUCUUUGCUUUGUACAUUAUUAAAUGUGCUCUCAAACCACUAGGACUCACAGCUGAAAAUAAAGUAGGUUGGUGGACAGUCACAGACAGCACUGUCCACUCACCAGGCCCGGGUUGUUUCUCCUUAAGCACUGUACCAGAUGCCCUACUCCACCCAUUAAUAACUCUUGUCCUUUCCGAGUUGUUAGCUGUGUCAUAAAAUUUCUAGAUUUCUGAGGGGUUUUGUAAAUCUUAAAGUAGAAGAUAAGAACUUUUGCUGCCAGUGUUUUGGCUUAGCUGGUAAAGCCGCCCCCCAUGAUACCAACAUCCCAUAUGGACGCUGAUUCAGAUUCCCAGAUCCACUUCCAAUCCAGCUCUCUGCUAAUGCACUUGGGAGGGCAGCACAAGAUAGCCCCAGUGCUUGGGCUCCUGCACCCACGUGGGAAAGCCAGAAGAGGCUCCUGGCCAUUGUGGCCAUCUGGGGAGUGAACUAGUGUAUGGAAGACCUCUCUCUUUCUCUUUUCUCUUUCUCUUUCUCUUUCUCUCCCUCUCUUUCUGUAACUGUGCCUUUAAAAUAAAUAAAAUGUUUUUUUUUUUUAAAAAGAACCUUUAACCAUUCAAAGAAAGCCUCAAGUAGAAAGAAGAAGAAUCUUGCAGACCCACAGUACUCACUGACCUAAAAUCUUGCCUGAAAUUCUUGUUGAAGUUUGCUGAUAUUUAUAAUUUCUGAUGAUUAUAAUUUCUGAUGAUCAUCAGAAAUGACACAUACUGACUUGUGUGAAGUGAGCUAGUAGAUAUUCUUGGCCUGUGUAAAAGUCACGUCUGCUAGUUUUACAAGAUGUAACUGCUACGCUCCUGAGCUACUCGAGAGCUGUUGGGUAGAGAUGUUAUUACUGGCAGAGUCGUCACACUGCACAGCCCCCAUGGGCAUCGUUACGCCCUGUGACUGGCAUUUCCAGGGCUAGUGCUGUGCACACUGGGGAGGCCUUACCCACAGGUGGUGUGGUGUCUGCACAAUGUCUGCAUGAUGGUUCUCCCUCAUUUGGAUGGCUGGUAGGGUUCUGUUAGUACACAGCCCCUCAACUUGUGACUUUUCAAAAUUGCUCAAGCACGCGUUUUUGAGUCACCUCGGAGGGGAACAGUUGGGGCCCUGGGGGAUUGAUUGCCCACUGUUCUAGAGACUAGAACAGACCUACCCUUGCCUCCUGGAACUUUCUCUGAGUUAGAAACCUCUUAGAGUUAUUAUAAAUCCUUGAAAUAUUUUAUUUCAUGGUGUAUCUUUAAGCAGAGGUAUCUUAAAUUAGUGCAGCAAUCAUAGACUUAUUUUUAUUAUAUUUUUAUUAAGUAGGAGGGAGGAAAGCAUUGUUGGUCAGCGCACAUGGUGCUUAACGUGGAAUCUGGAGGUGGAGAUGGUGUUUUCUUACUUCAGAGUUUGUGAUUUCCAACUCUUGCCAAGGGUAAACACUAGAAUUAGGUCUAGGCUGUGGUUCUAGCUGGUAUGCCUCUGUUUCAAAUUUCAUCUCGCUUCUGCUUGGCAUCAAGAUUUCCAGCUUUCCAAGGCUGGCCGCAAAUUCAAAUCAAGUGUCUAAACCAGUAGUUAGAGGAAAAGAUCCCGCAGUGGUAAUGGUACUGCUAAAUGACCUAAAUACCCAUCCUACAUUUUUUUUUCCUGUCAAGAAAAAAAAAAUGGACACCUGCCAAGGCUGUGUAUGAGAUUCUAAGCAUGAUUUUCAUCACACUCUGCCCUGAGCAGUAGGGAGAGGAGAGCCUGCCUUCAAAAAUCUGUCUUGAGGUGUUCUGAAUUUCAGGACCGCCUUAAGUUGGCUGGUGGAUGCCCUCAAUCUAUGUUUCUUUGUAAAAAUUUUCUGGUGUUAUGGAUGGAAGAAAAUCAUCACUGCUCCCAUAAAUUGUUUUUAGAAAUUUAUUUAUUUGAAAGUCAGAGUUACAGAGAGAAGGAGAGGCAGAGAGAGAGAGAGAGAGAGAGAGAGCGAGUUUCCAUCUGCUGGUUCCCUCCCCAAUUGGCAGCAACGGCCAGAGCUAAGCCAAUCUGAAGUCAGGAGCCAGGAGCUUCUUCCUGGUCUCCACGCAGAUGCAGGGGCCCAAGGACCUGGGCCAUCUUCCACUGCUUUCCCAGGCCACAGCAGAGAGCUGGAUCAGAAGUGGAGCAGCCGGGGCUCGAACCAGCGCCCAUAUGGGAUGCUGGCAUUGCAGGUGGCAGCUUUACCUGCUACGCCACAGUGCCGGCCCCUGCUCCCAUACUUUCAAGCGCUGCAGCCAAAGCAUUUUUUUCAGUGCCUUACCCUCCACCUGUGCUUCAUUAGAAUUAAGCACAGAGUAAAGCAUUAGUGACUGUGAUCCUGCUGUGUGCCAAGGUUAUGGGCGCCUGUCUUAGCCCCAGCAACGGGAUCACCAUGCACCUUCCACCAGGGAGGGAUCCAGCUGCACGAUUCAAUCCUGAAGACAGACUCUCAGUGACCACUCCUGAUCUCAAUGCUCUUGGUCAAGGUUCCCAAGAAAGCAGAGACUGAGAUUUAAAAAAAAAAAAAAAGUGCUAAUAAUUUAUUAAGACGUGCAGUUUCAGGAAAUCCAAGGUCAAGAAGAAUGAGGUGGAGCAAGAGGAAGAGCCAACACAGAGGUGCACCACAGAGGUGUCCACGGCUUAGUAUCUACACGGCUAAUAAUUCAUUCCCUUGGGGUCAUCUUGCAAGAGGCCAUUUAAAGUGGGGUGGGCAUUUGACCCAGCAAUGAAGACUCCAAUUAGGAUGACCACAUCCCGCAGUAGAGUGCCUGGACUUAAGAAUGACCUUCAAUUCCUGAGAGCAGGAGUGCUUCGGUAUACAAUGACGUGAUGAGCUCUUCCAGCCAGAAGACACUGUCUCACUGUUGGCACCUCUGCUGGGGCCGCUCCUGCAGUAUUUCCUGGUGAAAGGACACAUAAAGCGAGGGUACAUACGCUGAUUCGAGUAAGAGAGUGUGCGUUUCAGAACCUCAGCUGAGGACGCCCCGAAAAUCAUUGAGCGUGCAGAAACCAACAACUCCCUCAUGUUAGUUGGAUGCUAAUUCAGUGUAAGCUGGCUGACUAUGCGCUCAACUGUGAGAGAGAAUAUGACUUAGUAACGCUUCAAAUGCUGCAAAUUUGUCUUUGGAGACUCUUCCAAAAGGAAGAUCAUGGCUACUGCACCUGCUGUGGCAGGUGAAAAGUCAAGCUCCAGUGACAGUGACAGUGACACUGAAAAUGAUAGCUCUGAAGCCAGUGAGACCACGGAGAGCGUGUCCUCUUUUGAUCAAUUUGAAGAAGAAGAUGACCUGAGCUCAGAAGGCAUCGUAGAAGAGCCAACUUCCAGGCAACUGCAGUUUGAAAUCAAUGAAGAGACACCUCCAGGAGCUGAAGCUACAGUUGAGAACAGCUGUCAGUUGGGAGAAUCAGGAUUAACUGAAUGUGGGGAAAUUCUAAAGAAACUCUCCAGGUACCUUUGGGCCCACCUGUCAAAAUCCGAGAGGGUCAGCUUGCUGAAAGACUUCGUUGAAUCUGAAUUUUUUUUGAUUGAUGGAGAUUCCUUACUCCUCACUUGUGCUCUCCAUGUGAACCUCAAGAUGGGGCAAACCCUCCACUUCUUCUACAUUAUGGAGCGGUUUCUGCACGACUUCAUUCAAAAGGAAGCCAGAUUUGUAAUCGUCUUUUUUAAGGAUGCAGAAAAUAUAUAUUUUAACUGCCCUCAUUUUCUGGCCCUUCGUACUGCCCUGAUUCAACAUUUAGAAUACAAUACUGAUGUCACUGUUCAUACUGAGUUUUCCAAUUGUUUGUCUCCAGAAUGGAACACAUUUCUUGAGGAAUGCUACCCGCAUUUCUUGGUCAUCUCAGAUGAAGGAAUAACCGCUCGACAAACAGAUUUUUUAAACAUUUUUAUCAUUCAUGCUCUUCAGAAGAAAAUCAAUAUAGUACAGCCCUUGGGGCUAGAGUCGGAUGUCCUUAGAAUUUAUGGAUACCAUACCUCAAGUCGCUUUGAGCACAGACAAUUCUUUGAAAUGCAUGAGAAACAGCUGCGACAUGCCUUACAUGCCCAUGUGGUUUUCCAAAAGUCACAGGAAGCAAGAAUAUCUGUGUGUGGUCAUUUGAAAUUAAAUGUGGAAGACCUGCAGAAAGAGGUGCAUCAAACCCUGUCCUUGCUUCAGGACCUGUGGCCACAAGGAGCUGAAAUCCGAGGUGUUGUCUGCUCCGUUUCAUGUUCGGUGGCACUAAAGCUCUACAAAAAAAUGUUACUAGAUUUAGAAGACCGUGAAAACCCAAACACAUACACAGAAAACUGUGAUACACAGGAUUUGAAGGAGGCACCCACACUCAGUGAAGCAGCAGACCUGUGCCGAAUGUACUGUCUCAGUGUGAUUUUCCUUCAGCAUUUACCUCUGAUCCAAAGAGCUAAGAGUAGAAUCAUUACUCAUAAAUGGGAUGCAACACUUUCUCCAUUUCUAAGAAUG
Messenger RNA from Oryctolagus cuniculus (rabbit), 6557 nucleotides. Lineage: Eukaryota; Metazoa; Chordata; Mammalia; Lagomorpha; Leporidae. The record is from RefSeq and is a predicted model, not a curated record.